Messenger RNA from Cuscuta campestris, 966 nucleotides. The record is from the annotation of a GenBank genome assembly. NCBI's taxonomy places the organism in Eukaryota, Viridiplantae, Streptophyta, Magnoliopsida, Solanales, Convolvulaceae.
GCGAUUGCUACGCCCCAGUCACACCUGCGGUUGCGCAGACGGAGUCGGUCCCGCGACGCUGCGAUCUAAGGCGGAAGACGGGACGGAGAAUAGGAUUCCUUCUCAGCCACCGGAGAAUCCUUCAGGAGAAAAGAUUCUGUCAAUUCAGAGUUCAGGCUGCUGUAUAAGAGUGGGAUGAAUCCAGCUUGCUUUCCAUUGGUGAUGAUGCCAUUCAGAGAGCUUGAAGAGGCAAGCUCGGGCCCAGAAUCUAACCCUACGGACGCGGUUAUCUUCGUUGGUAUCAGCUUGGUCUUAGGGAUCGCUUGCAGGCAUCUGUUGAGGGGUACCAGAGUUCCCUACACCGUCUCUUUGCUCUUCAUUGGCAUUGGCCUCGGAGCCUUGGAUUAUGGAAAGCAUAAUCAGUUGGGAAUGAUUGGGAAUGGGAUUCGUAUUUGGGCAAAUAUUGAUCCUUACCUUUUGUUGGCUGUAUUUCUUCCUGCACUUCUCUUUGAGAGUUCAUUCUCGAUGGAAGUGCAUCAAAUAAAGUCGAUCGAAUUUCUCCUCAGCCGACUCAGCCUUCUGCCCUCCUCAACUUCUCCUCAGCCGGCGCAGCCCCUCCUCUCUCUCCCGAGUCCAAACAGCGCGCUUCCAGAGUCCAGACUCCACUUCGCAGACUAAAAGUUUAGACUUAAACAAUAUAUAUUUAUAUAUAUUUAUAUAUAUUAUAUUUAUUUAUUUAUUUAAAUAAUGUUCGCCAUUUGACCGCCCGCCGCUCGCCGCGCUUCUCGCCAUAAAAAAGAACCUCUCGCCUGCCACUCACCAUUCACAACUAUGAUGGAUACAAAUAAUGAUAUCCAUAUGAAUGACCUCUUCUAUGAAAAUUUUUAGACUUGCAUGUUUGGGUCAUUAAACCAGCGGAAUGGAGAUGAAUUUUUUUGAAUUAUGUUGUUAUUUGUGGUCUUCUAAAUGCUUGUGAACACUUCUUUC